Camponotus floridanus (Florida carpenter ant) is the source of this 659-nucleotide messenger RNA. Its product is annotated as histone H2A. Lineage: Eukaryota; Metazoa; Arthropoda; Insecta; Hymenoptera; Formicidae. Bases 61 to 435 code for a protein of 124 amino acids. Gene Ontology annotation, cellular component: nucleosome. Gene Ontology annotation, molecular function: protein heterodimerization activity; DNA binding; structural constituent of chromatin. The record is from RefSeq and is a predicted model, not a curated record. The transcript has a single exon.
AAUUGCGCUUGACCGUCGUACUGUACGUAUCGAGUCCCUCAACGUAAUAAAGUCGUUAAGAUGUCUGGACGUGGCAAAGGUGGCAAAAUAAAGGGCAAAGCGAAGAGCCGUUCUAAUCGAGCUGGGCUGCAGUUUCCCGUGGGUCGUAUUCAUCGAUUGUUGAGAAAGGGAAAUUACGCCGAACGCGUCGGUGCCGGUGCACCGGUGUAUUUGGCCGCCGUGAUGGAAUACCUCGCCGCUGAAGUAUUGGAAUUAGCUGGGAACGCGGCCCGCGACAACAAGAAAACGAGAAUUAUCCCGAGACACUUGCAACUCGCUAUCCGUAAUGACGAAGAACUGAAUAAAUUACUAUCAGGCGUCACUAUUGCGCAGGGAGGUGUUUUGCCAAACAUUCAGGCAGUGCUGUUGCCGAAGAAGACGGAAAAGAAAGCGUAAUUAUAAAUCGGCGAUGUGAGACAACAACUUACGGUUAGCCACGGAUCCACAGAUUAUUACAAAUGGCCCUUUUCAGGGCCCCAAAAUAUUUAUACAAUGGUAUGAUCUCGGUCGCUUCGAGUUUAUGAAAGAAUUUACGCUUUGUGAUUUUAAUUUUCCAAAGUUAAACAAGUAUCGUGGAAUAGGCUUCGUAAACUUUUGAUAAAAAAACGAUAUUUAAUAAA